AUGAUCCCGCGGUCUUUCUUGCCGCUUGUUUUCGCUGCGGGCGCUUAUGCGGCCCAACCUUCAGCACCGUCGCCCAAAGCGGCUCCUCUCCGCGAGUUGCCUUGGGCCCAACUCAACUUCCUGCAUACGACUGACACACAUGGCUGGCACGGCGGACACCUGCAAGAGUCAUCGUAUUCGGCUGACUGGGGCGACUACAUCUCCUUCGCUAAGCACAUGCGCGCCCGUGCGGAUGCGGACGGAGUAGAUCUCCUGCUCAUCGACACGGGUGAUCGUGUCGAGGGGAACGGCCUCUACGACGCAUCCGAACCGAAGGGCAAAUACACCUUUGACAUCUUCAAGCACCAGCAUAUUGACGUCAUCUGCUCGGGCAAUCACGAACUGUACAAGCAGAACUCGUCUGAAAACGAGUUCUACUACACCGUCCCUAACUUUAACGGUAGCUACCUUGCAUCGAACUUGGAUAUCGUCAACCCUGAGUCUGGGGAACUUGAGCCGCUUGCCCCGCGGUUCAAAAAGUUCACCACCAAGAACCAAGGCAUCCGAGUCCUGUCCUUUGGCUUCCUCUUCAACUUCGCUGGGAACGCCAACAACACGGUGGUCAAGCCUGUCGAAGACACUGUCAAAGAGCAAUGGUUUCAGGAUGCCAUCCGUGACAAAGACGUCGAUCUCAUUCUCGUGAUCGGUCACGUGGCUCUCCGCACGCCGGAGUACAAGCAUAUCUUUAAAGCCAUCCGCUCCGUGCAGUGGGACGUCCCGAUCCAGUUCUUCGGUGGCCAUGCCCAUGUGCGAGACUUCAAAAGGUUUGAUGAUAGAUCAGUGGCCAUCGCAAGCGGGCGGUACAUGGAGACGGUCGGCUUUCUUUCCAUUGACGGGCUGAGCACUGGUAAAUCCAAGAGCAUUGCGCCCCAAAGGGCGGAACUCACUUUUGGGCGUCGGUAUAUCGACAACAACCUCUUCUCACUCUACCAUCAUAGCGGCAAGAACGAGAGCACUUUCUCAACCCCCGAAGGGAAGGACGUCACGAAGAUGAUUGCUAAAGCUCGAGAGGAGCUGAGGCUCGACAAGAAGCACGGCUGUGCUCCGCAGAAUCUCUGGGUCAACCGCGCUCCUUUCCCCGCCACGGACAGCAUUUUCACGUGGCUGCAGGAGCAUGUGCUCCCGGAGCAGAUGAGCAACACCUCCCGUGUUGCGGACAAUAAGAAGGCACUCGUCAUCACCAACACGGGAGCCAUGCGUUUUGACAUCUUCAAGGGGCCUUUCACGAAGGACAGCACCUUCCUCGUCUCGCCGUUUACCAGCGGGUUCCAUUAUAUCAAGGACGUACCCUACGCCGAAGCCCAGAAAGUCCUGCGGGUCUUGAAUAAGGAUGGCGUCCAAACCUUCUCUGAGGGUCCUUUGGACUCGGCAGUGCUUGCGCCGCCUGAGCAGCAGAGCGGUCGCUUAAGCGUUGCUUCCACACGGGGCUUGGGGUCGGAGUAUGUCGCCAAUGACCGGGUGCAAGCACCUCUCACUCAGGACCAGCCGUCCGAUCUCACCCCAGGCUACACUACAAUCGACGAUGCGGGUAGCGAGGGCGACGACACGGUGCACUCGGCGAUCCAGUUCUUUGAAGUCCCAAACUGCAUCCAAGCAGAACUGGGCUUCAGCUCGAAGGACGAGGAGCCGGAAGAGGUUGAUCUCGUCUUCAAUGAAUUCCUACAGCCUUGGAUCCUGGUUGCCUUAAGGUAUCUCGGGCAGGAGUACGAUGUCUCGGACGCGCAGCCGUACAUGGAAGGGAGGAGCUUCACGAGCAUCAUCACCGACUGGUCUGGUUUCCCUGCGGAGAAACCGCGGGCCGGUGGGCGUUCCUUCCUCUCGCGCAGCAGUGACGACGCUCCCUUAGUGGCCGGUGCACAUGACGUCACCGUGGGGCAGCCCGAGUUGAUAAAGGUAGAAGAGGGGUGGAAGGUUGCUUCCCUCAACAACCGCAUCCAGCAAGCCUCACAGUCUUCCCAAACCACUCGCGAACCCCCUAUCUCCGAGCAGAACCCUCUUACAGACCUCAAACUGUACGCGCAAUCCUUCACCAGCACCUUGUUCAGCACGCGAGGCUGUCCCAGUCAGGGGCCAAAUCCCCGUGUCCUCCAUCGCCUCCACACUAUCGUCUGCACUUACGACAGCCCGCUGAUGCAACUUCUGAAUAGCCUCAACACCCACUCAAUCACAAUGUCUGCCCCCAACGCCGGCCGCCAGUCGCCCGACCCCGAACACCAGACCGAUGCCCAGCAGAAGGGUCCGCAGGCCGCCCCUCACCUGGGCUCCGGCCCCGACGAGGGCUCGAAGCAGGCUUCCGAGCAGGACAAGUCGGCCCUGUCGUCCAACCCUACCCAUAUCCUCGAGAAGCACGCCGAGGAGACUACCAGCAAGAAAUAA
Diplodia corticola is the source of this 2415-nucleotide messenger RNA. RefSeq names its product ser thr protein phosphatase family. The transcript has 4 exons. Gene Ontology annotation, biological process: nucleotide catabolic process. The record is from RefSeq and is a predicted model, not a curated record. Lineage: Eukaryota; Fungi; Ascomycota; Dothideomycetes; Botryosphaeriales; Botryosphaeriaceae. The coding region runs from base 1 to 2415 and encodes 804 amino acids. Gene Ontology annotation, molecular function: hydrolase activity. Gene Ontology annotation, cellular component: cytosol.